Molecule: messenger RNA, 1797 nt
Organism: Lacerta agilis (Sand lizard)
Lineage: Eukaryota; Metazoa; Chordata; Lepidosauria; Squamata; Lacertidae
Gene: CLIC2
Product: chloride intracellular channel 2
Exons: 6
Coding region: 436-1179 (247 amino acids)
Source: RefSeq, a predicted model, not a curated record
GAAACUCUGGUGGCUGUGGAGUUGCACUGAAAGAACAGAAGCUAUUCUGGGAUGUUUCUCAGAGAGUCAGGGCAACAUCUGGCCUCCUUGAUACACCAGAGGAGAAGGUGGUGUGUUGCUCUUUGAUAGCCAAACGUUGCUGACUCACGGCUGGAACCUGGUAGGCCUCUGUGGAAAUCCCCCCACCCCAUGGGGUCAGUCUGCACACCUCAAAGCUUCUAGCUUAAAUAGUCUGGAGGAAGGAAGGAAAGUGACGGGGUGAACUCAUAGCCAAGUGACAUACAGUCCUGGAGAGGGACUCAUCUUCACGGCUGCCUAGAGAAAAACACUGUACUUUUCAGAACUCCCACCUGCUUCCCUGUGGACAUUUGUUGAGAGACAACCAGAGCGAAAUAACUCUUCACCAGCAGUGUUUUGCAGGCAGAAGAAGAGACUAUGGCAAGUCGACUCCGCAGCCCCCUGAAGGAACCAGAGAUCGAGCUCUUUGUCAAGGCUGGCUUAGAUGGCGAGAACAUUGGGAACUGCCCCUUCUGCCAAAGCCUCUUCAUGGUCUUGUGGCUCAAAGGCGUCCGGUUCAACGUGACAACAGUUGAUAUGACCAGGAAACCUGAAGAGCUAAAGGACCUGGCCCCUGGGACCAAGCCUCCGUUCAUGGUGUUCAACAAGGAGCUGAAAACAGACUUCCUGAAGAUUGAAGACUUUCUGGAGCAGACUCUUCCACCACCCAAAUACCCACGGCUCACCCCACAAAACCAGGAUUCUAUGGCUGUUGGCAGGAACAUUUUUGCCAAGUUCUCUGCAUACAUCAAGAACCCCCACAAGGAAGCAAACAAAAAUAUGGAAAAGGCUUUGCUGAGAGAAUUCAAGCGCCUGGAUGAUUAUUUAAGCACCCCACUCCCAGAGGAAAUUGACCAAGAUUGUGCAGAAGAUGUGCUGGUCUCCAAGAGAAAGUUCCUAGAUGGGAAUUGGAUGACAUUAGCUGAUUGCAACCUGCUCCCCAAACUUCACAUAAUCAAGAUCGCUGCAAAAAAGUACCGCAACUUUGAGAUCCCCUUGGAGAUGACAGCAGUUUGGCGCUAUCUCCACAACGCCUACGCCCGCGAUGAGUUCAGUCACACCUGCCCAGCUGAUGAGGAGAUUGAACGCACCUAUGCCACUGUGGCCAAGAAGAUGAGCUAAGAGCCUGACAUUUCCAACUCUUCUUCUCGAGAGGCUCUCGUCAGCAAGUUCUUUUCACCAUGCCGGCUUCAAGAGACACCCCUCACAUUUGCUCUGGACACUCCACCACACUAGACCUCAAGGAGUUCUUCAAAACUUUUUUAGGGGAAAAGAAGUCUCUUCAUUCUGUCUGUUCUGUCACAUCUCAGUGCAUUCUUCCCAUGAUGAGUUGCCCAGAAGCGCUAUACAUUCCACUUUGUGGUGGCAGAAGUACUGUAGCUAACAACUCAUGACCUUUGGACAUAGUUGGUAUGUGGCAGUGGGGGGCUGGUGGCCAUUGAGAUUAGUAUGGCGGGUAGCUGGGAGGCCAACAGUAGGUGGAGCCAGAGCUGAUGGGUGGGCCUGGGAAACAUACACCUGUAAAAUGCCUGCUUGGGGCAGGUGAAGGCAAUCAUCACUAAAUGCUGCCAUUUUCUAACCACAACACUCCAGGUUCCCCUUUGGCUGCAUCCCAGCUGACAAGAUUGUGCCCUAACUGUGCUGGUUGCCCACCACAGUUAAUAGCUAACAAUACUGUAUGAGGGUAGUAGCAAUGUUUGCAAUGUAAUCAAAUAUACAGGUAUGUACCAUGCACUGGGG